This is a messenger RNA of Folsomia candida, 700 nucleotides long. RefSeq lists its product as uncharacterized. NCBI's taxonomy places the organism in Eukaryota, Metazoa, Arthropoda, Collembola, Entomobryomorpha, Isotomidae. The coding region runs from base 94 to 552 and encodes 152 amino acids. The record is from RefSeq and is a predicted model, not a curated record. The transcript is spliced from 5 exons. Gene Ontology annotation, molecular function: odorant binding.
AUUCGUAGAAUUAUGACAUUCACACAUAAUUUCGAUUACACACAUAUUGCAAAAAUAUUUCCUGUCUAAAAUUUGCGAAAAAUUUAAAUCAAAAUGCAAAAAAUCGGAGCGUUCCUUGUCCUUUUCGGCAGUUUGGGUGCCGUUUUUGGUGGCAGUGAUGGCGGAUGCAUGAAGGAUUUUAAAAACUUGAAAGAAAUGGACGCUGCGGUGGAAAAGUGUAAGACAAAGUUGAACUUGAAAGAGUCCGAUAUGCAACAAAUGAUGCCUGCGGAUCUCGCCAAAAAUGGGUUUGACGAUAAGUGUAUGAUCAAGUGCGUCAUGGUUGAGAUGAAAUACGCCAAGGAAGACGGUACCGUGGACAUGAAGGCGUUGGAAGAAGAUUUGAAAAAGAACGCUCCAGCAGGCAAAGCUGACGCCUUGGUUGCACUCAUGCGAGAAUGUGCAGAAACCACGGCCAAGGACGCCGCUAUUAUGAAAGAUCCAUGCAAAUCGAUCGCCAAAACGAAAAUGUGCUACGUAAUGGGUCAGGAUAAAAUCUGUCCACCUGCUUAAAGUAAAAAUAUAAAUGGGAAAACAGGACUGAAAUCAAAUUACACUAAAACUGGGAAUAAAGUCGGAAAUAUGAAAUGCAUGAAAUUUUAGCCAAUUAAUAACUGUAAAUGAGUGAAUAAAGAUAUAUUUGAGCAAUCCCCGAAAAAAA